AUGGCGUGGACAAGCUAUGCUCUACUUCUGCAUACAAAAAUCAAAAUGAGGAGUGUUUUCAUCUUAGCUAUCCUUGCCUGCGUCUUGGCCCUGGCAUACGGUGACCUUGUUUGUGGCAGAAAAUACUGCGAGCAACAUCCAUGCACGGCAACUCAACCCGCACCCACCAGCUGCAGGUCACCCUCAAUCUAUCGCGCUAAGCACGCUGGCAAAUGCGCCUGCUGUCCGGCUUGUGUGACCUUACUAGCUGAAGGAGCGGCUUGCAAGACCUACAGCAAAGAGCUUGGAGAGACACCAUCCGCAAUCUGCCGCGAGCCACUCACUUGCUUGAAAGUUACAAUCCAUUUACCACGUGUUCGUGGUGAAGGAAAACAUCGUGAGGAAACACGCAUGUCUGAGGAAUAA
Molecule: messenger RNA, 405 nt
Organism: Parnassius apollo (apollo)
Lineage: Eukaryota; Metazoa; Arthropoda; Insecta; Lepidoptera; Papilionidae
Source: the annotation of a GenBank genome assembly